This is a messenger RNA of Anolis carolinensis (green anole), 1711 nucleotides long. RefSeq lists its product as uncharacterized. The transcript is spliced from 2 exons. Bases 1 to 1251 code for a protein of 416 amino acids. Lineage: Eukaryota; Metazoa; Chordata; Lepidosauria; Squamata; Anolidae. The record is from RefSeq and is a predicted model, not a curated record.
AUGCUGUCCUUCCGUUUUCAAAACCAAUUUUACUUUCAGACCUUCGGUGUCGCUAUGGGAAGUCCGUUAGCCCCAUCGAUUGCCAAUCUAUUCAUGGCACAUUUAGAAAACACUAUAUUGCUUAAUCCAUCUUUAAAUAUGUACUAUGCUAAUAUAAUAUACUAUGGCCGAUUUAUUGAUGAUAUAUUCAUAGUAUUUAAAACAACUGAAGCCGCAGUAGGAUUCUCUAAUUGGAUUAACACUAUACAUACGUCUAUUAAGUUUACCAGUCAUCUCAACCUGUCACAUAUCAAUUUUUUAGAUGUUACUGUGUAUAAACAUCAUAACAAACUGUUGGUCAAGAACUUCAGAAAACCAUCAGAUAAGAAUUCUUUUCUUCAUUAUAACAGCUUCCACCACUUUGGUUUAAAGACCAAUCUUCCAUUUUCACAACUACUUAGACUAAAGCGUAACUCAAGCUCUAAAGAACACUUCAUUCAUGAAAGCCUGACCUUAAGCCAGGAGUUUAGAAGUAGAGGCUAUCCUAAACAUGUCAUCAAAAAGGCAUUAAUUAAAGCUGAAAAAACUGAUAGAACCACCCUACUGAAAGAAUCUGCUAAACCAACUAAAAAUCAAAUUAUCUGGACACAAGAAUUAUCGCAUUACUCCAAACACAUAAUCCAAAUUAUAAAAAAGCACUGGCAUCUUCUUCAAGAUAUUUCAGGUUGUGAUAAAUUACCUAUUUUUGGAAACAGGCGUACUAAAAAUAUUAGAGAAUAUUUAAUCCAUACAGAUUUAAUCACUCCCAUUAGUACACCGAAGAGCACCCUGAGAGGCCAUUAUCCUUGUGGUCACUGUAAGUGUUGUCCUCAAUCUUGGAAGACUAAGGAGAUAUAUAAUCAUAGGAACAAAGUGGGCACCACACUAAAACAUUUUUCUACUUGUAAUAGCAACAAUGUAAUCUACCUCUUGACAUGUGACUGUGAUCUCUGGUAUAUUGGAAAAACAACCAGAUCUUUGAGAAUCAGAAUCUCUGAACGUAAAUCCAGAAUCAAAAAUUUGUCUACAGAAUCUCUUUUAUAUUCACACUUCACCCAAUACAAACAUUCAUCUACCUCAUUUAAAUUUUGUGCUCUGGAAUGCAUCUCUCAAAAACCUUUCAUGGACUUGGAAAAACUAUUAUCCCAAAGGGAAAUGUACUGGAUCUUUAAGUUUAAAACCUUUUCCCCUCAGGGACUUAAUGAAUCACUUAAUUUUAGCUGUUUCCUUUAAACCUUCAAGUACUCUUUAAAAACCUUUGAGUGAACCUCCAGAAUUACUCGCAGUUGAAAUCACCACAAGCAGAGUCACUCAGUGAAAGCAUUUAGCACUAUAUAGAAAUUCAUUGUUGCUGAGUUUAACAACUCCUGAAGAAGGGGUUUUUCCCUGAAACAGGGUCAAAAAUACCCGGGACCCCUGUAGACUUGGGACUUUAUUUGGACUUUACUUUUGAAGACUUUUUUGAGAGCGGUGCUCCAUCAUUAUUUUCUUCAAUCCAAUAUACAGCAACACGACCAACCAUCUGUUUGGAAGAUAUUUUCUUUGACUGUAUCCCUGAAGCCUAUAUGUAUUGGAACCAAUACCAGACUUGAACAACUUUUGUGUUAGAGCUGUUGCUCCUUUUCAUUUUGUCGGGUACGGCCAAAUUGAGCUUUGUACGGGGAACUGUAACAAUAUAUGUCAUUUGGACACA